ACCGAGCGCGACCGACGAUGGCGUUCAAGGACGACGUGGUCGCCUACUACCAUCUCUGCGUGCCCGUCGUCAUCGUGGCGAGUCUCCAGCUGCAGUGUCUCUUCUUGGGCGUGUGCCCCGGCGCGCAUAGCCCCCUCCUCUUUGCACCGGGUGUGCCAAGCGCGAUCUUUGGCGUCUCGCUCGCGUCAGCGACGCUUCUGCUCGCACUGGCGCUGCUGCCGUCGCCGCGGCUCCUCCACGCCAUCGUGUCGGCGACAGCCGCCGCGAGCCACUUUGUGCUCGCCUCUCUCUGCCUGCACAUGGUCGCCACCGCCGCGGACGCGAGUGCCGUCGCUUGGACAUCCGGGAGCUCGACGCUCCACGCGACGUUCCAAUCGCCCGAGAACCUGCGCGCCGCCAUGUUGGCACUGAACGGCGCUCUCGCCGGCGUCCAGCUCGUCGUCGUACUCGUCGUGAGCUGCAACAUUGUCAUCUACGGCGUGCAGCUCGUGUCCUACUGUCUCUCCAAGUGCACCCUCGUCGCGUAAUGCUAGUAUAGAACCGAAAAACAGCU
This is a messenger RNA of Saprolegnia parasitica CBS 223.65, 553 nucleotides long. RefSeq lists its product as hypothetical. The record is from RefSeq and is a predicted model, not a curated record. Lineage: Eukaryota; Oomycota; Saprolegniomycetes; Saprolegniales; Saprolegniaceae. The transcript has 3 exons. The coding region runs from base 18 to 527 and encodes 169 amino acids.